CGCACCCCGACCAAAAUCCCCCAUCCGCCGCACUCCACGCGCACGCCACCGCCCCCCUCACCCCGCUGCCGUGCUCGUCUCGUGCUCCCCCUCUCCUCCGCCUUUAGUCACCUUUCCCCCUCACUCUCUCCACGCGACCCAGAUCGAUCGCCGAGCUGCACCUGCACCUGCACCCCGAGGAGAGGAGAGGAGCAAUGGCGGCGGGGUACCGGGCGGAGGACGACUACGACUACCUCUUCAAGGUGGUCCUCAUCGGCGACUCCGGCGUCGGCAAGUCCAACCUCCUCUCCCGCUUCACCCGCAACGAGUUCAGCCUCGAGUCCAAGUCCACCAUCGGCGUCGAGUUCGCCACCCGCUCCCUCCAGGUCGACGGCAAGGUCGUCAAGGCCCAGAUUUGGGACACCGCCGGCCAGGAGCGAUACCGUGCUAUUACUAGUGCAUAUUACCGAGGUGCUGUUGGAGCGUUGCUUGUCUAUGAUGUCACCCGGCACUCAACCUUUGAGAAUGUUGAGCGCUGGUUGAAGGAAUUGAGGGACCAUACAGACCCAAACAUAGUUGUCAUGCUAGUUGGCAACAAGUCUGAUCUGCGCCAUCUUGUAGCGGUUCAAACCGAUGAAGGGAAGGCAUUCGCGGAGAGAGAAUCGCUCUAUUUCAUGGAGACCUCUGCGCUCGAGUCCACCAACGUUGAGAAUGCAUUUGCAGAGGUCUUGACCCAGAUCUACCGCAUCGUGAGCAAGAGGUCAGUCGAAGCAGGUGAUGAUGCAGGUUCUGGUCCUGGCAAGGGUGAGAAGAUCAAUAUAAAGGAUGAUGUUUCGGCGGUGAAGAAGGGCGGCUGCUGCUCGGGCUAAGCUCUUGCUGUAUUUUUUUUGGGACCUGUGUGAGCUUGUGUUAUCGCCGUUCCAGCGACUGAGAAAUUGUUAGUAGUAUUAGCAACUUCUAUGUUACGUAGAGAGUUUAUUGCUAUAACUGAAAGGUUUGGCCAGAUCAGUUUAGAUCUUCCUAUUGUUGUAUGGUCUCCGCGGCAACUGGGGCAUGGUGUUGGUUUUCAUGUGAAUCCAUUGCAGCCAUGCUUGAACUGUUGAAUCAAGUAGAAAUAUGUUUUACGCUUGCACGCUGUUGAUUUGGUAAAAGGGGAAAUGAUAAGCAGAGUGUACACUUGUACUA
Molecule: messenger RNA, 1164 nt
Organism: Oryza sativa Japonica Group (Japanese rice)
Lineage: Eukaryota; Viridiplantae; Streptophyta; Magnoliopsida; Poales; Poaceae
Source: RefSeq, a predicted model, not a curated record